AUGGCCAACACAACGGCUCCUGCCAUUCCUGCCAAUCCGACUGCGCACCAUGUCGCCUCUCUCUUGCCUAAGCUGCAAGACACGGAUCCGGAUAUCCGUUACAUGUCGUUGAACGACCUGAACCAAAUGCUCACUAUUGGCCACCCCACCUUCAUCUCCCACGACUACAGCUGCUGCGCACGCGUUGUCGAAGGCCUUUUACACACCCUCAACGAUCAAAAUGGCGACGUACAAAACAUGGCCAUCAAGUGCCUGGGCCCGUUCGUCAACAAGGCUCCAGAGAGCAUCCUGUGCCCGACCUUCGACAAGAUCUCAAACCUCCGUACCGACAAUGCUGUCGACAGCUCUGUACCUGCCCUUGCCGUCAGAGCUAUGGUCGUCGCUCUUCCUCGCCCUACCCCAGCCGUUCCUCGCACACAGAAAGUCCAAGAAUCGUACUCAGCAGUCAGUCGCGCCUUGAUUCCUCGCCUCGUCGGAUACACCGUCAUUCCUACUGGCAAGAACCUGCCUGCACCUCCCAAGGGCAUGAUUCAGGUCGAGGUCGAGACUGGCAUUGACAGUAACGCUUUGGACGUCCUGGUUGAAGUUGCGCGUUGCUUCGGUCCAAUGCUGCAAGAAGCCGAGGUGGAAGCUCUACAAAAAGUCACAGCCGAAGUCUUGGAGAACUCCCGAUGCAGCACUGUCAUGAAAAAGAAGGCUGUCACCGCCCUCUCCGUUCUCUCGCCAUACUUCUCCGACUCGCUCCUUAGCUCAGUCGUGUCACACUCGAUCGAGACUCUGCGCCAGCCUCACCUCACAACCGCCCAGCGUAGGCUUUAUCUCACAAUCUUUGCCUCGAUGGCAAAGUCAAUACCUCGUAAGUUCGGUCCAUACCUCAGAACGUUGGCCCCUUUUGUACUAUCACCUCUGAGUGAGCAAGAGUUGGAUCAACAGAACGAGGAGGCUGCCGAGUCAGACGAAGGCCGCGAUCCCCAGGUCGAGGAAGUACGUGAGGCUGCUCUUCUCGCUUUGGAAUCCUUCCUGGCAUCAUGCAGUCAGGACAUGACACCAUACAUCCCAGAGGUCAUCGACUCGUGCCUUCGAUUCGCAAAGUACGACCCAAACUAUGCUGCGGAUGAGGAUGAUGAGAUGGAUGGAGCAGAAAGCGACCAGGAGGACGACUUUGAUCUUGACGAGGACUUCGAGGAAGAAACCGGCUUCGACGACGAGGACGAUGUCAGCUGGAAGGUUCGUCGUGGUGCUGCCAAGCUCAUCUACACCCUGAUUGCUACUCGAGGAAGCGGCGACUUGCUUGAUAGCGGUGUUCUCUACGAAAGGAUUGCACCAGCUCUUCUGUCACGGUUCCAAGAACGCGAAGAGAGUGUGCGCCUUGAAGUCUUGUCCACUCUUGCCUUCCUUAUCAAAAAGACCGGAGAAGUCAGCUCUACGCCUGGUCUCCGCAGAAUGUCCUCAGCCACAGGUCCUCCGGUCAGCCGCAAGCGUCGUCGUGACAGUAGCUUCUCCAGCGAACGCCCGCAAUUUGCCCUGUCCAAUGGCUAUGCUUCUCCCUCCACGCCUCCACCUUCAGGAGGUCCUCAGGUCAGCUUGUCGGCCAUCAAUCCUCAAAUCGUGCAGGGUUCAGCCAAGUUGCUCAAGUCGAGCACUGUCCCUACCAAACAUGCCGUAAUCUCCCUACUGACAGAUCUGGUUACUGCUCAACACGGUGGUCUUUCAAAACGCAUCGAUCAGGUCAUCGAUCUAGUCCUCGAUGCUAUGAAAACAACCGGUGGCACAACGGGUGGCGCUUCCGUGACGAACAAUGCUCUCCGUAUCGAGUCUCUGCAUCUGCUGCGCGUUGUUGCUGAUACUCACUCCUCCAAGGUCAUCGAGCCAUAUCUUGCAAAGACCAUACCUGCUUUGACCGCCGUAUCCAAGGAGAAGUUCAGCAAGGUCUCGAGCGAGGCAUUCGACACAAUCCAAGUAUAUAUCAAGGCUCUCACACCUCCUCGCUCCGCUGGCUCCAAACAGCAAAACGCUACUUAUCUGCAACAAAUCUACGAUAUCGUCACUCAACGCAUUUCAGCCUCUGAUACUGACACCGAAGUUCGCCAAAAGGCUGUCCAGUCGCUCGGUCUGUUGAUUGGUCGUACCUCUGGUAGUCAAGGGUCGGCUCUUCUCAACCAACAGAGCAGACUCAGUGGUCUGCAGCUUAUCGGCGACAGACUUCGCAAUGAGCUUACCCGUCUGGCAUCCGUCAAAGCCAUUGAGACGAUCGCGGUCUUGGCACAGAGUCCGAAGGAGUUCUCACCUGAGUGGGUCCGCGAAGUGUCUCUUGAGUUGGGUGCUCAGCUGCGCAAAUCCAGCAGAACUUUGCGCGGAGCCAGUCUUACUGCUUUGAAGCGCAUGGCCGUCAAUCCAGCAUGCCGCGAGAACAUCGAUGACGAGACUGUGCAGAAAAUUGUGCAACUAUUGUUGCCUUUGAUAUUGGUGGAUCAGGAUCUUCACCUCAUCGGUCCCGCGCUGGUCAUCAUCGGCUCUUUCGCCAACGAGAGACCACAACUUGUACUGAACGAAGAGGUUAUUCACGCCUACUGCUUCGUGUCCAAGAUGGAUCUUAGCGGCGCUGCUCUCGACGCCUUGCUUGGUUCGCUCGAGAUCAUCGGCAAGAAGGGUGCUGGCAAGAAUUUGAUGAAAUCUCUGCUGGCUGAGGUUGGUGUUAAUGGCAACCCUGAGCUUGUCGGCCAAGUGAUCGGUAUUCUUCUUGUCGCUGGAGGCAACACAGUCGGAGUAACACUUGCCGACUUCGAAGCUGAGUUGAAGUCAACCUCCGAUGAGAAGCGUAGAUGUCUCGCCCUCUACAUUCUCGGUGAAGCUGGUCUGCGCAUGGGUCCAUCAUUCCCCUAUGGACCUGAUUUGUUCACCUCUUACUUUUCGACUACUGAGAAGGUGUCUCUUGCUGCUGCUGUCGCCUUGGGCCGUGCUGCAGCUGGCAAUGUUUCCACCUACCUGCCUCAAAUUCAGUCUAGCAUGAGCCAAGGCAAGCAGUACCUGCUUCUUCACACGCUCAAGGAACUUCUACAGCACACCGCCGCCGAGACGGAAGUGAUCAAGUACUCGAAACAGCUCUGGGAUAGCAUCAUCACUGCCUCUCAGGUCGAGGACAACAAGGUCGUUGGUGCUGAGUGUAUUGGUAGACUGGCCACGAUUGAUCCUGCUGCAUACCUGCCUCAGUUGCAAGCGUACCUCAGCGACUCAUCUCCCACCGUCCGUGGCAUGGUGAUCUCGGCUCUUCGUUACACAUUCUCGGAUACCGAUCCUUCUUACGAUAUCUACCUGCAACCUAGCAUCGUGCCUAUGCUCACGACCAUGCUUAAUGAAGAGGAUCUGAACAACCGUCGUCUUGCCUUGACCACCUUCAAUUCUGCAGCUCAUAACAAGCCUGAUCUGAUCCUGCCUCACCUCGACACUCUUCUGCCACUCGCUCUGAAGGAGACUGUUAUCAACGCAGAUCUUAUUCGUGAGGUGUCCAUGGGUCCUUUCAAGCACAAGGUCGAUGAUGGUCUCGAGCUUCGCAAGUCUGCAUACGAGACAUUGUAUGCUCUGAUGGAGAACGCCUUUACUCGCAUUCCCAUUUCUGCAUUCUAUGAUCGUAUCCAAGCAGGUGUUGGCGACGAGCACGAGAUCAAGAUUCUGUGUUGCUUGAUGCUGACCAAGCUCGUCACUCUUGCCCCAGAAGAGACUGUUCAUCGUCUUGAAGGACUGGCCGCAGCAUUCAGAGCAGUCCUCGCCUUCAAGCCCAAGGACACAGCUGUCAAGCAGGAAUUGGAGAAGUUGGGUGAACACAACAAGGCCAUCGCCAAGGUCAGUGUCAUCAUCAACAAGACCUUCCCUGCCGAGACUACCGCCGAACACGCGCGUGCCUGGAACGACUACUGGGAGUGGGCUAGAAAGGACAUGGCGGUCGUUGUCAAGAACGCAGAGGAUGAACUCAAGGAGAAGGAUCGUUAG
Messenger RNA from Aureobasidium namibiae CBS 147.97, 3987 nucleotides. RefSeq names its product TIP120-domain-containing protein. Gene Ontology annotation, cellular component: nucleus. The record is from RefSeq and is a predicted model, not a curated record. Bases 1 to 3987 code for a protein of 1328 amino acids. Gene Ontology annotation, biological process: protein ubiquitination; SCF complex assembly. The transcript has a single exon. Lineage: Eukaryota; Fungi; Ascomycota; Dothideomycetes; Dothideales; Saccotheciaceae.